Messenger RNA from Colletotrichum siamense, 609 nucleotides. RefSeq lists its product as uncharacterized. The record is from RefSeq and is a predicted model, not a curated record. The transcript has a single exon. NCBI's taxonomy places the organism in Eukaryota, Fungi, Ascomycota, Sordariomycetes, Glomerellales, Glomerellaceae. Bases 1 to 609 code for a protein of 202 amino acids.
AUGGCGGAUGUGGUCUCGUCCACCUCGUCGACCACCUCUUCGACCACUUCAUCGACGCAAGGUACCACCCGUGCUGUGACGGGUGUUAUAACGACCCGUACUGGGACGGCAUUUAUUUCGACACCCUCAUUUCCACUGAUAUCUCCUGCAUCCGACUCUUCGCCAUCCUCAGCCCUUGCCUCAACUACUUCGGACGCAUCAUCCUCGACCUCAGACCAGUCUCACAGCAACACCGGUGCCAUCGUCGGCGGAGUCGUAGGCGGCGUUGCCGUAAUCGCACUCGCAGCAUGCAUCAUCGUCUGGCUCAUUGUGCGUCGAAGAAGGGGAGCCCGCACCAACGAGCCACCUGCUCCAACGAACGCGCCCGAAACCAGCCAGCCUCCGAUCCAGCCAUACGCCGCAUCUCCGGCCCAGCAACCUACAAGUCCCGAUGGCCAAGCCAAGGGCUGGAACCAACAAAACGCCCAGCAGCGGCCCGUCUCGAUGUCUCCUGUCCCACAGUACACCCCAGUGUCGCACUUCAGUGGUGUGAGCGGGGAAGGCGCGCGGCAUGAGGCCUCGGCUGUGAACGCGAGAGGGACAGGAAAUAACGCGGCUGAGUUGGGUUGA